UUGAUAAAAUUGAACUUCCUGACAAUUUUCCUCCGCUAAUUCAAUUCUCAAUACAGAUAAAGAUUAUCAAAUUUGUUUAUAUGUAAUUUCAUGUAAAAAUUUUUGACCGGUUUUCUAUGAAAAGUUUUCGAGUCGAAAAUAUUUGGAAAAAAUAAUAUUUUGAUGACUGCUCCAAAGAAUAUAUCCAGCGUGACGCGCGUGGUACCAAUUAAAGCCAAGCUCAGAAAAAACAACAACAAACAUGAGUGGUGGAAGAGCAGCAGCAAGUGUCAUGAGGGCUAUUAGAGUAAGCAAAUUUGGUGCACCAGAGGUUAUGAAGGUGGAAGGUGGAUUAGCGAUUCCUGAGCCAAAAUCUAGCCAGGUGUUGAUUAAGGUUGGUGCAGCAGGGAUUAACCCGGUGGACACCUAUAUUAGAUCUGGUAACAGAGCAACCUUACCUCCUCUCCCAUACACCCCUGGAGCAGAUGCAGCAGGAACGGUGGAAGGAAUAGGACCCAAUGUCAAAAAAUAUAAACCUGGUGAUAGGGUUUAUGUCUGUAAAUCUCCAGGCCUCCCAGGAACCUACGCAGAAUAUACACUUGCAGAAGAAAAGGAUGUAUUUUGUCUUCCUGCUAAUCUUGACUUCAAACAAGGAGCCACAUUAGGGGUACCAUACUUCACUGCUUAUCGAGCUCUCUUCCAAAAAUGCAACACACAACCCAGACAUACUGUUCUUAUACAUGGAGCAAGUGGAUCAGUUGGAAUAGCUGCCUUACAGUUUUGUCGUCAGUAUGGUGUGAAGGCUUUAGGAACAGCUGGCUCGGCUCCUGGUCUUGAACUAAUCAAGAGAGAAGGCGCUCAUCAAGUCUUUAAUCAUAGGGAGGAAGAUUACACACAGAAAAUCAUGGAUGCCACUGAUGGUAGAGGAGUUGAUGUCAUUGUUGAGAUGCUUGGUAACAUCAAUCUUCAGAAGGACUUAGAGAUGUUAGCCCAAGGAGGUUCCAUUGCAAUUGUUGGUAGCCGUGGAAAUAUUGAGAUUUCCCCUCGCUUAUUGAUGGCCAAAGAGACCACUGUAACGGGAAUAAUGUUGAUGUUAUCAUCACAAGAGGAAAGAGAGAAGCAAGCUGCUGCUGUUCAUGCUGGUAUUGAAGGUGGAUGGAUUAAACCGGUAGUAUACCAAGAGUAUUCUCUGGAUGAUGCACCUUCAGCACACCGUGAAGUCAUUGAAACCAAGUCAGCACAAGGUAGGAUCGUCCUGGUGCCAUAGUCACUCAACCAGAAACAUCAAACCCAUCAUUAUCAUGUUUGUGAAUGAUUGAUUUGAAUAUGUGGAUUAGAUGAAAUAAUGAGAUGCUUCAAAGAUUGGAUUUCUUGCCUUCACUGCCCAAGCUGUUAAGAAUUUGUUAGUGGCUAGGAAUGGCCCCUCUUCAAGAGAACAUGCUUGAGGAAAAGGGAAUACCUUUUGCGAGGGGAAGAUUAAUGGGGUUUGCAAGGAAUUUGCGAUCAAUUGCAAGUCUAUUUUUGGUCCCUAAAUCAAUCAUAAUGUCCUGUAGUUAAUCACAAAUUAGUGAUUAAUUGCUAAUCUGCUUCUUGAAACAAGAAGAUUGAUUCGAUUUGCUACAGCUAACGUUAAUCUAUCAGUUGUUAAAUUGCAACAGAAUAUUUUCUUGCAACAUCCCCUAAGCCUUUGAAGAAAGGGGAAUAUUAUGUAGGAUUAUAAUAUCACAUUCAUGAAUAUAUGAUCUAUCAUUUAAUUCAGUAAGAUAACAGCUAGCAAUCUGGAAGAAUGUAAUGAUUCACUUAAAAUCUGUCGAGCAUGAGUCAAAAUAGCCACUGGUGGACUUCAUCCCUAUUAGACAGUUCUUAGUAGAGAUAUGUCCAAUAAUGAUUAUUUCAUAAUAUGGUUUUAUACAGCAAUAUAUGAUUUGUAUGUAAUUCCAUGGGCAUUAUAUGUCAUUGUUUGAUAUAUGUAUGCGUAACUCUGAUAAUAUUUAAUUUAUGAAUUAUACAGAAUACAGGAAAUAUAUGAUGUCAUUUCAUAGUGGGUAUUUUUUUUCUUGUUCAAAUUACAAUUAAUAAGUAUUAUAUAACACCUAGAAAGAUCUUUGUCAUUUCAUUGUUUAUUUGAUAUCGAUAAUUUUACAAUGACGUCAUCAAGAGUGCAAUUUUGGAUUUAUUUAUCCUGCAAUGUUGGAUCCAUAUGAUUUUGUGCUUCAGGCACCAAAACUUUGCACCACAAGUUCAAGCACUCAUGUUUGCAGCACGCAUGUUGUGUGUACGGGACAAUCAACGAGCUAGCACUGCGUGAGCAUAUUUUGUAUCAAAACUCAUAAACUCAGAUGAAAAAGAAUGUAUUUUUAGGUGUCAUAUAAACCAAAUAAUGAAUGUUAUUUUCGUUCGUGCAAUGGAAAGAAUAAUUCAUUCGGUGAAAGAUGAAAUAAAUGAUCCAUUCAUCUCACCUACGCCUCGUUGAACGGAUCAUUUCUUCCUUCACCUCAUGAAGCAUUCUCUCUAUUGCACUCAUAAAUAUUCAUUACUUGUAUAUUACACUCUUAUUCAGUUUCAUUUGUUACUAAAUCUGUGAUCUUUCCAUUAAAAAAAUUGCAAUCAAUGAAUGAUAACAUUAAACUGUCAGUUUGAAUCACUCUAAGACCAAAAUAGAACAUGAAAACAGUAUACGUACUCAGUUUAUUAUUAGUUAUAUUCAAAGUACAUAGAGCUGACUUGUCCAUUUUCCCCACAAAAUAUAUCUUGUAUAGAUAUGAUAAGUUCGCACAUAUACAUGUAGAUCGUAGAGUUCCAAUUCAGGCUUGUACAUUAUUGUGUGAAUCCAUCAGGAUUUAAUCAUACCCUUGAAUAUGCUGAAAUAUCAAAGAAUUUAGUGAAAAAACAUGUUUUUAUUUAAGACCCAGACCGGAGCUAAAAAUGAAAUUGACAAAUUGGAAAUAUAUGAGCUACAUAGUACGACAAUGUAAGUUUUAUUCGUAUUCAUGCUUGGCAGCUGAGUAUUUUCUGGAGAAAAACUCAAACUGAGGUGUUUGGACAUUGGCAUCAGGUCGUGAUGUCAUGUUGUGUUAAAAGUGUUGUGAUUACAUAGGUUUUUACACAAAAAACACUGGAUGACUUUUCUGCAGUUAAGAUUAUGAAUCCAAUAUUUCAUUUCAG
Lytechinus variegatus (green sea urchin) is the source of this 3144-nucleotide messenger RNA. RefSeq names its product zeta-crystallin-like. NCBI's taxonomy places the organism in Eukaryota, Metazoa, Echinodermata, Echinoidea, Temnopleuroida, Toxopneustidae. The record is from RefSeq and is a predicted model, not a curated record. Bases 242 to 1246 code for a protein of 334 amino acids. Gene Ontology annotation, cellular component: cytosol. Gene Ontology annotation, molecular function: quinone reductase (NADPH) activity; NADPH binding; mRNA 3'-UTR binding. The transcript is spliced from 9 exons.